Molecule: messenger RNA, 405 nt
Organism: Zygosaccharomyces rouxii
Lineage: Eukaryota; Fungi; Ascomycota; Saccharomycetes; Saccharomycetales; Saccharomycetaceae
Gene: MRP49
Product: mitochondrial 54S ribosomal protein mL61
Exons: 1
Coding region: 1-405 (134 amino acids)
Cellular component (GO): mitochondrion
Molecular function (GO): structural constituent of ribosome
Source: RefSeq, a predicted model, not a curated record
AUGCCUAAUAUUCCUAAGCAAUUAAACUUUCUCAAUCGUAUUAGUUAUAAUACGCCCAAAGCACACGUUCGUCUAGAUCCUUCACGUUACAGUGGACUAAAACUGGUAUUUCAAUAUGAAAAUCAUAAUGGCCAAAUGGGUGCACGUAAAUUUUGGAAUCAAUAUCUACCAACGCUGAAAUUCUACAACCCUGAAUUGCAAAUGGAUGUACUCAGAAUCAGGAACUCUAAUUUGAGAGAUGCUACAACGCCUUGCUAUUUGGAGGCAUUAGAUAGAGAUGGCAAGGUAAUCCAAACUUUACAAAUGAAGAACAAGCGUUCCGAUACAAUUUUGGACGAAUUUAACCAGCUUUUUGAGCUUGAACAAAUACCAAAUGACCAAUUGAUUCAACUAAAAAGGAACUAG